AUGGCAUGGGAGCCUAGACAUACCUUUUACGCGGUAAACGCCGUCUGGCUGUUCGCCAUCGCCAUAUAUUGGCCCUUCGACUGUCACGAUAUGGUCCCCGACGAAGCACAGAUCCUGCGCUGGAGAAGAUACCCCAGAGAGAGGCCCGUCCCAUGCCCGUCGCUCAUCCUACAAGUGCUACUAGUUACGGGAGGUUUCAUCUACAUGGCCCCGCUCAUAUGGCUCUGCUUGACGUUUCACCAAGAGGAUUUGAAGAAGCUAUCGAUCGCUGCCGGGAUUGUAGUUUCGACCCUUGUCGAUCUCAUCUCAUCCCACCCUUUCAUCACAGCAAUCGGAAUUGCUGCCUUCUUCGCUCUGCUCACCCUUCAUAUCAACACUACCUACAUUACCGGGUCGAUCUUU
Messenger RNA from Mesorhabditis spiculigera, 402 nucleotides. The record is from the annotation of a GenBank genome assembly. NCBI's taxonomy places the organism in Eukaryota, Metazoa, Nematoda, Chromadorea, Rhabditida, Rhabditidae.